Messenger RNA from Porites lobata, 16210 nucleotides. Lineage: Eukaryota; Metazoa; Cnidaria; Anthozoa; Scleractinia; Poritidae. The record is from the annotation of a GenBank genome assembly.
AUGGAAGCUGCUAAAAUUGGGCAUGGUCUCAGGUUACCCAUUAUAAACCCUGUUUGCCCCAUAAAAUUUUGCAUAACUUUUUUUUUCAUACUCUUGGGUAGAAAUUGAAGACAAUGCUCACGCAAUAUUUUUGGGGCAAACAAGUUGUAUUAUGGGAGAUGUGCAAAUGGCGAACAACAUUUUUCUUUGGAAUAUGGCCUUUUUUUAAUGGAAAAUAGAUUUGAAAACGACAAAGAGACAAUUGAUGUUCUUUCCUUCCUUAUAAACUCGCGGAAGCAGGAAAACAGGCUGCAGUACUGAGGCCCUGUGGGUAGCGAUAGACUUAAGGUGCUGGUAGACACCACGCAGUACUGGAGAGCGAACUGCUUCACAGUAUAGCGUCCUCCAAAAAUUGUCCGUUUUAAAAUGUUGUUUUGAAGAAAAUCCGUUCUGUGCAGAUGAGGCCAGGAAAGAAGAAAUCUUGUUCACCUUACACGUUUUGCACCCCAUUCUGAAAUUGGGGCGGAUUGUAAAGACUUGUAGGUCAAUGCAGGAAUUCCUUUCAAGGCUAAUCCGCGAAAAUUUUCCCUUCCACGAAUGUCUUCUACUUCGCCCAAUGUACCCCCCCACCCCAUAACUUCAACUCUUUUGAGGGAUUUUUUAUACGGAUACUUUAAAAUGGGAAAAUUGGAUAUUGGAUCUAAACGAAUGUCAAGAAAAACAUCUGCUAAAACAGCGUUAUAUUUGUCCCUAGAGUUAUCCUCCUUUCUUUUGUGUUUUCCCUAACCUUUUCAAGCAAUGGUCUCAACAACAAACAAUAAAAAGAUGGUAAGAAAAGUGGAUAUCUGUAUCUCUUGGACUGAGAACUGCAUCAAAUGUUUUCUGUAUUUAGUUCCCAGAGAGAUCAAAGCACAAGGACCAGAAGCAAAGCUUGCUUAUCGAAAUGCCUUGAAGACUGGAAAGGUGAAAGUGUACCGUGCUCGAAUCAUGCUGAUCGGUCAAGAUCGAGCAGGCAAGACAAGCUUAAAAAAAUCGUUCUUAGGUCUACCAUUUGACCCUGAGGAAGACAGCACUGAUGGAAUUGAAGUUGAUCCAUCAAAAUUCGAAGUCGACAUCGAUCAAGUAAAGAACUGGAAACGCACCGAUAAAAAGCUAAGUGUGUCUCAAUUUGCCUUGGAUCUUGCAAAAAUGGUGGCUAAAGAAAUACAGGAACGAGGUAAAGACAAAGAAGAAGAUGAUGAAGAGAACGGCGACGACGACUACGAGAAAGAAGGAAAAAAACAAAAAGCAAAAAACUCAAAACUGGAUUAUCCUGAUGAAGAUACAAACAAACAGACAAAAAUGGGUCAGGUUAGUGACCAAAAAACAACUCUAAAUUAAAAUACAAACGAAUCAAACCAGGAAGGCACAAAAAAAAAAAAAAAAAAAAAAAAUCAGCAACAACAAUAAGAAAUUCUUCAUACCUUAACAGACUACAUGAUAAAAAUUUCACUGGUCUACGUAGCUGUCGAGUGUUGUAGUUUUUUGGCGACGAAGUCGCUAGAAGGUUUGGAUUUUCCCUCGAGGCGUCUUCCACGAGCUUCUACGUGGCAGCAAGAAAGUGCCCCGGGCAUAACAAUCCUGCCAGCUACACAGGCUGAAAAUUCACUUGCUUGGUUAUCUUCAUCCAAGUGCAAAUAACCUGCUGUGGACUAGAAUAGCAAAUCACCAGACACUAUUAUUGGAUCGUUUAUAUACGUUGUGGUUCAACUUUUAUCCUUGGUUUAAACUUUGUUUUAAACUCAUUAUCAUACAUUACCAUACCCAAAGACAAAGGGAAUCAAAUUUAAACCAAGGAUAAAUUUGAACCACAACAUAUGUAUACAUGUAUGUGAAAAAGCAAUUUGUCAGUAAUCUGUUAAGUUUAUAUGGUGAUUCACUGUUGUCAACCUGAAACGACUAAUGUAUUUAUUUUUAUCAAAACUUGUAGUCUGGUCUUAACUCUCCUGGAGAACCUCGAUUGUCAAAACCGCCAGUGGUUAACUCCCAGAUGAAUCAGGUAAAUAUAACGUUUCUCUGGUUGUAGCCUAAAAUUCUCUAAACCUUAAUUCAUUAUGAACUUCCGUCAAAAGAAUUCAAGAAAGGGAAGUUUUUACACACAUCAUGCAGCCCGGGUUUCAAUUUUCAAUUUGGCUUAGCCUUUAUCAGAAGAUAACGGAAAAUAUGAUUACUACACUAAAUAACAGUACGUCGUUAGCUAACUAGAAUGUAAAAGGAAAAGAAAUAUUUAGCGUUGUUGCAGAUCCAGUUUUCUGUUUUUCUUUCUCUUUUUUGCGAUGUUUUUCGAAAACAGGUAUUCAGUAGGACAGUCUCUCUCCUCUUCUGACUUAUAGGUUUGAUCAUUGCAGAUUAGGCUUUAUUGUACCAAGGCGCCCUCACUGUCCCAUGACAGUAAGGCGAAAGGAAAGUGGCAAUUGUAAUGAUUGUGAGUCGUCUCUUAAGAACCUAUCUCCUGAAAACUUUCUUUCAUCUUGGAGUAAAAGAAGGGGAAAAACAAAGUGUUGUGUGGCCGGGAAUGUGGCUUUUCUUUAAAGCAAAAACUUAAUGAGCCUACGUAUAGUGUACGUUAAAGAUUUUGGGUAAUAGUGUUAUUUUUUUCUGGCUAACUCCAAGCACAUGAAUUUUAUUCGGUUAUAGCCUGCUGUACAAUAAACGUCGUGUUUUUUCAAGUACAAAUAUGUACCCAGGUGUAUUUACAAAGCAAGUGCCUUAAAAGCAACUCGCUAACUUCUUAUCUAACACUUGACUUUAAAGUUUUGACGUGUUAUUAUGGAAAGUUUGAUGAGUAUAAAUAGGAGCUAACCAUUUUCAAAUUAAUGUCUAUUAAGAGAGGAUCUUGUGCUUAUCUAUUAACAUUACAGGUCAGUGCUCCACCCCCAAUGGCUAUUUUUUGCUUAUUCAGAGCUUUAUAUUCCUUGUGUAUUUACUGUAAUGAGUAGUAUAAUGAAUUACAGUGUGUAACCUUCACAUAGAUUUAACUCUUCGUCUACCAUUGUUACCUUACCAAGGGUACCUCGCGCUUUGCUUAUUUCCAGUUGUCCAUCUGGCGCGAUCUCUCGAAGUGUGUCUUGAAAUUAUAAACAUGUUUAAAAACUGGAAAGGCUGCCGUUAUCAGGGAAAGAUUCACUUGGGAACACAGUUGCAGUACAGUUUGGUACUAACAGAUAUUAUGUUGAAAUAUCUCGUGUAUCAAUAUACACACACGAUGAUACAGAAUAUCGGCCUUUUGCUUCUGAGAGAGACAAACUGAAGGACCGUCGCUUGCAAAACGCCCCUUUGUACAUAUUUUGUCAUAAUUGUCCAAAAGGUACAUGUUAACCAAUUUAAACACUUGAAACAAUUUAGGAAACAUCCAGGAAUGCCAGAAAAGAGACAAAAACAGCAGCCCCAGGCGUUGAAUUAAACAUCGACGCUACUCUACCCCCAGAAGAAUUUACGGAUUAUCUUGAUCAAAUUUUGAAAGGUCUAAACCUUCAGACUGAUGCAACAGCAGUUAAACAUCACAUGAUCCUUGAUCUGUGGGACUUUGCUGGUCAACAGCUGUACUAUGCGUCUUACCCAGUUUUUUUAUCGCCACGAGCAGUUUACAUGUUGGUUUACGAUCUCAGCAAAGGAUUAAACGACCUAGCUCAACCUUGCUUUAAACAGGGAGAUCGGAAAAUUCCUCUCGCUAACCCAAAUAAGGAAACGAAUAUGGAAAAUUUGUUGUCUUGGCUGGUUUCAGUCAGCAGCAUUUGUUCAUCAGAAUCAGAAAAGGCGGUGAAAGAUCAGCCCCACUGUCGCCCUCCAGUGUUCAUUGUAGGAACACAUGCGGAUAAUUUAAAACAACAUCAAGAAGACAUCGACAAGAUCGAGUUGCAGAUUAAGAGGGAAAUAUCUGAAAACAGUCAAAAUGUAAUCCGCCCUAUCUUCUCGGUUGACAAUACUCAAGGAUCGUCUGAUAGGGGAGUUAGUGCGCUCCAGAAACGCAUGAUUGAAGUUUUGAAACAAGAACCAUACAUGGGAGAGGAGAUACCAAUUCGGUGAGUUUUUAGUGGAGAAUUCUGAAAAAAGGUUUAUAACUCUCCAGUAUUCUCUAAUGUAUAACGAUGUUGACUGAAAGUGAUAGAACUCUGAUAACAGAUGUUUAAGUGGUUAGACGUAGAAGUAAACUCGCACCAAAACUGAGGGUCUCAUGGUCUUACAUGAGGAGGAGAUGGCUGCAGUCCCUAGUGUGGGUUGUUGUUGUAUUAUGAUCUCCCAGAUAACGCUAAUACCUAUCAUGUGUUGGUGUAACGGGAUCGAACCCGUGGAGUUCUUUUAAAAAUAAACUAAAACGAAGUUACCGUAAAUGUCUGUUAUAUGAGAUAGUCAAUAGUAAGGGUCUGGUCAUUUUUUUAUGGUGUAAGGAGGGCAGGUGGGAUUUAAAGCGUAUUUCCUGAAACUUCACUCUCCCCGUCGUUUAUACGACCACACUACAUUAGAAGGUUUUUUACGUGGUCCAUUGUAGUCCUUAAUAUUUGGGACGAGCCUUCCCCUACGCCUCUUCCACGUAAGGAAUUGAACAAACAAAAUAAUCAAAUAAAUCUAAAAUUAAAGUCUAGUCAAUUUCAUCAAACAUUGUAGCCUAGAAUCAGUCUGUACAGGGUAUUAAAUGUAAUUUUCUUGUAGGAACAUCAAAUGAUAUCGUUCCUGGAAAAUGUUAAUAUUCAAGCGUUUCUUACAUAAUUGUCGCAGUUUGAUGUUUUCUGAAGUGCGGCACAGAUCAACAACUGAUGCCUAAAAAAAGAUAGUGUUGUACCACGAUGUUUGCUUUUACGUGUCAGUGAUUUGUGAAACACAAGGAAGCGUGCAACAAAUAAUAAUAUAAAAAAAACAUCGAAAAGUCCAUAAAGCACAACAUGUAGCCGAGAUUCAUGUGGAGUACGGUCAAUGUGGAGGUGCUUCAUUUGACAGGGCCUGUCAAAUUCGUCUUAAUUCAAGGAGAACGCCCUUGUAGAAAUUUUUUUUUUUUUUCAAAUAAAAAGAUGAAUACCUUUACUUGUUUCGUUGUUGAUUUAUUAAAAGAUGAGUUUAAGAAAUAUAAGUAAUUUCAAUUAUUGUACUUAUUAAAACAGCUAUUCUGCGUUCCAUUUACCUUAUUAUGCCUUAUAAAGUUUAAAAACCACUUUCCCUUUCAGAUGGUUCAACUUCGAGAAGGUUGUCAAAGCUCUGGUUGCCAAGAAAGUGUACCAUUUAAACAUGGAACAACUUCAGACCAUUAUCCAGAAACAUUGCUUCAUUGAAAACAAGGAUGAGGUUGCCACUAUGUUGAAUUUCUAUCAUGACCUCGGCGUGAUUGUCAAACACGGCAACACAGUUAUACUUCAGGCUGAAUGGCUUAUUAAGCUGUUCAAGCAACUCAUAACUGUUCGCUGUUUUGAUGGCAUGGUAAGAAGAAAACGUCAGUUGCAUUUCCACACCCUCAAACUACAGUGUGGCUCUGACUUAAAAUACGAUCUGACUAGUCCUAGUGUGUUUUGCCUAUUGCUUUUUGUUGAUUGCUUUCUGUUAGUGCUGGACAGACUGAUUCAAUUGAUUCUACUAUUAGCGGCCCUACCUGGUGCCCUGGACCUAAAAGCAUGAAUUAAGCGGACACCCUCUAUUAAGCGGAAAGUAGGCAAAGUCUUUUACAGUACUGUUUUCUCAUUUUGUUUUGUUUGUACAGAUCUUAUUUUACUCAUUUGAUCCCCUAAAAUUUGAGGUACAAUCUUCUUUUAAAGUAUUUUGAUUAAUUGGUCCGCUCACAUAAGAAAUUAGUGCAAACAUAUAUUGUCAUACUCUGAGUCUCUAGGAGUAUUCCAAACGUUUCCACCAUUCAUUUGAAUGGUAUUUAACUCCUAACAUGACAUUCUCUACCGAAACCUGUAUAAAGCGGACACUAUACCAUUCCCCGAGAGUGUCCGCUUAAUGCAGGUUUCACUGUAUCAUGUUGCCAGAAAACGCUUUCUUCUCUUGUGUAUCCUCCCUUGUCAUUAUCAUUACCUCACGUGUGUGUUUUAUUUUUCAUUGUCACUAUCUUUCAGGAACCAAGGCAUUGUAGAUUGUGGAAAGAAAUGGAGAAAACAGGUGUUCUUAACAUGGAACUUGUUGAACACGUGUUUUCCGAGUUUUGUCAGCAAGGAGUAGCCAAGGAGGAUGUCCUUAAAAUGAUGAUGAAGUUUGGAUUGAUCGUGCAAUUUGCCCUCUCACCAACAGAAGAAAAAUAUUUUGUACCAUGCCAACUAAGGUCACCUCCUGACAACCUCUGCAUAAAGGAACUAUCGCCUGGAGAUCCAUGUCCACUGUACCUUGACUUUCAGCGAAUGGGCUACGUGCCUCAUGGUCUCUAUUUACAGCUUGUGUCACGAUGCACCAAAUGGUGCUCUACGAGUGGAUUCAAGAGACCCCCUAAAUUGUACGAUGGGGCAUCUAUGUUUUUCAUUGGGAAGGAGCUCACUCACCACAUGAUGCUUGUGUGCAAGAAAAGAUUCAUCAAGGUCGUUUUGAAGCAAAUAAAACGAAAUGAUGGGUCCUCAUGUGAGCCGGUAUCAGCCAAAGAAGUACCGUUUCUGGUACGAACAUUUUUGAAUGAGGUGAUGCAAAAUCUGCCAGAGGCACUUCCCUGGCUUAAAAAUGUAGCUUACAAACUAUGUGUUAAGUGUCCUUAUUGCCUGAAAGUGGAAAAACGAUGUGCUAAUCAUGACCAAUUCCCUUGCCACGACGAGCGCUGUUUGUGUCUUCUGACCGUUGCGCCAGAUGGAUCUUGCGAGUACUGUUUAGAGAGCCAUUUGGAUGAAAUUCUUCCGCUUCCUGAACUCAAAAGGUGGUUCCCGAGCAGGAGCGAGGAUUCCUCAAUCAAAGGUGGGGCUUAUAAUGAUAAAAAAAGGUUUCUCUAAAAUUUCUAAGUCUUAAAUUAUUUGAGUUUGCGUCUUGUUAUUACCCAGUAUCAUGGCCGUAGUUUGUCAAUAGAGGUAGAUUCCACUAUUUCGCCUAAUAUUGCAAGAAUACAGUAGUAGGGAUGGACACUCGAUCCUAUUUAGCCAUUGCGCAUGUCAAUUAAGAUUGCGCCCAGUGUUCCACUUAAAGUCUUGGCCUUUCAGUACUUGGCCUUUCUGUACUUCCGAAGUACAGGUGGAAACACGUACUGUAUCUCAGAAAAGGUUGCCCACUUCCAUUCGGCAGUUUCCUGACAAAGAAGGUUAUCAAGGUAGGAUUUUUACGCGGGAUGACGUAGUCAGCCAGCUUCUAAAAUUCGGUAGCGCAUUCCUUUCGUCGUCUUGGGAGUCAAAAAUUGCCUUGUUUUUUUAACUUUCCCGUAUCCCGAGCCCGUCCCGAAAAAUUGUGUGGAUUUUUAUUGGUCGCAACGUCGAAGCACAUGCAAGUCAGGCUGGAUUGGACAAGCCGAAAAAAGAUACUGCGUCAGCAAAGGAGGGAAAAGUCAGUACACUGUGUAGAGGAGGACGUAGCCUGCGUAGCAAGCGUUUCCUCGCGAGGUUCGUCUAGAAAACUGGGACAAGGGCAAAAAAAAAAAAUGAAUGACAACCUUUUUUUUGCUUCCGCUCUAACUUUCGCGCAAUAACUCGAUUGGAAACGCUUGCUACGCAGGCUAAGGAGGACGAAGACGCAAGGCCGUGCUCUUAAUACGGCGCAAGACUUGGCCUCGGGCGACUGAAAAUAUUGUCUAGGUGGCCCAGCCUGGCGACUUGCUGAUGUUGGUUUCUUGUUUCUGUUGAGUUACAGUCAAAAAGCUAAGAAUGUCGAGAAUUUAUUACUUGCGAAAUCGUAGCUCUGCCUCUCUCGGUGGCUUCGCGGCCUAAAAAGAACGCUUCGCUGGCUAAGAAACUCUUGAGGUCGACAUGUAAGUAGCAAUAAGUAUUAUGUCUAUCAAAAAGCUUUAGGAAAAUGUUGUGAAAUCGGGCACCGGGCACGCGUUGAUGUUCAAAGGUGGUUUCACGUGAAUUCACAUGUCACAUAAUCCUUGACUAUGAACGUGACAAGCUGCACAGUUUUCGAUAGUAACAGCUUUUCAUAGUGACAUUGAAAUUUUUUCUUUAAAUUAGGAUUGUUCAUUAGUUAGUUUCUCAAAACAAAUUGUUGCUUUUGCUCUGACAGGCGUGAAGUACGGUCGGCGACGCAAAACAAUAGUUUUGUAUUUUGAAAAUGGCUGAAUAAACAAGGGAGUCGGUCUUUUAUGUUCUUUAAAUAUUUUUACCUUUUUUUACUGCUGUGUCUGCGAGGCUAAAACAUAACUAAGAUUGUUAUUCCAGUAAAAUACGAUGCAUAAAAAAGAAAAGAGACGACUAUUAUAAUUGUGAUUGUUCUAGAAUCGGGUAUAAAUCCCUCAUUGUCUUUCGUGUCGUGACAAGGCAUUUAAUACGUAUCACGUACUAAAAAUAAAUAUGCAAAAGCUAACCGAAUCUACAUUUGUCCUGAACAUUUCACCGGUAAUAUAGAAAGAAAAUACUUCCGUUUUGUGCUUAAACGACGACUUUACAACAAGAUGAUCUAUUCAAAAGAGAUAAUAGUUUUGGGGCGGCCCCCGGUGGGGGGGGGGGGUACUUCCUUAUAAAGAGGCUAAUGGGGAUGUGCCGCUGGAUGGGGACGCAUUUUCACGACUAGAUUGACUAUUAAUAGAGUUGCAUUUUCAAAAGAGUUACUAGAAUGGGGUCGUACAUUUUCGGAUUUUCGGGAGACCUGUUCAUAUUUACGGUUAGCAAACGUACCAGGAUAUUUGUACUGUAGGUGAAAAAAAAAAUGUUCUUCAUUCAAUUUAUUUAAAAAAUGGGUCAAUUCAUUUUUUGAUGAUCUAUUUAAAGGAUUGAUAAGGUAGAUACAUAAAUAGAAAGUGACUAAGUUGAGAUCGCAAAAAUUACAUAUUUGCCCAAGAGUGACUAAUAUGGGGUCUACAAUUGGCCACAGAAAAGACUAUAAUAGGGUAGGGGCUCUGAGAGGCCAGAGGCAUAUACCCAGCAAAAGUUAACGCGAGUACCGCCCCCCCCCGGGGGGGGGGCGCCUCGGUUUCGUUGAAAUCAUAACAGUUUUCCUGGAAAGCUCCACGGGAUCUCAGUCAAUCUUAAUAAGCGAAUUUUCUUUUCAACCUAAAUCAAAAUGAUUAGUAAAAAGAAUUGCGCCCUUAUUUUUGACCCCAAAUUUACUUUUCAAUUUAAAAAACAUGAAAUGUUCGGUUCCGUUGUCCAUGCUUCUCAUAUGGCGCGAAAACUUACUUUCAUAUGACAACAUGCGGGUUUUUUUUCGCACGCUCAGGAUGUCAAAGGGAUGUGAUUUUUCAUGAAAAAAAUAUUCACAAAAUUCUGCUUGAGUUGUUAAGAAAAUAAUAUUUGUUUAAUUUUUAAUAAUUAAUCAACAGCUCAUCGAUUUAUUAAUUUGGGCGACCGACUUGGAGGCCCCGGCACCCCAGCUAAAAAUGCUUGGGGAACCAGCCCAAAGGGCUCCCUGAAAUUUUCCCUAGACCUCUUCCUUGCAGCCCUGUAGUUAUUGAAAGUAUGAUACAUUACAUGCUAUUGUUAAAUGUGGAAGUGCAUUUUUUUAAGGACAUUAGUAAAGGAAUGCAAAUUUUAGUGAACUAUCCCAUACUCCUAACAUAUAUGGUGGUAAUAUUGAUGUAAGUUUUGUUUUGAGUAGCAAAGGAACGCUUGUGUGUAACUCAUCUUCUAGUGUAUUAGUCCUUAACAGAACAUCUCCGUCUCUCCUGCACACAUUUCUGACAUUUGUUGCAUACACUACUCAACUUUCCAUUGCCAUCCAACAUAAUUCUUUCUUAAACCCACACAUCCCGCGUAAACUCCUUCGGGCGUCUUCUUGUUUAGGGAUGUUACUAAAACGGGAAACGGGAAAAUGAAAAACGGGAACAAAACAUAACUUGAACACGUUUCAGCUAGUUCAAUCGGUCAAACGAAACGAAUUCCAGAGAUAGACCAUUUUUGCGAAAAAAUUUUCACUCGGACCGAGCUUCUCGAUGGAAAUUUCCAGACAAUUCGGCACAAUGGAAAGCACUCCCAGUAUGCCUAGUAUACGCACUAUUUGGGGCCAAAUACGUGAGCCGUCUGGCCCGAUAUGCAGUUUUGCCGAGAUCUCGGCACCUUGGGUAAACAUGGCAAAAUUCAACUUUCAAACUCGUCCCCAGGGUUCGCAGGGUAGUUCAACUUUGUGAUUACUUGACAAUAGAGAUAGCCCGGCAAAUUGACAAAGGAACCGAGCCUGGAUCAUGUAAUCAGGCCCUUAGGCUGCGUGCAAACGGACGCAACGACUCCCAAAAUUGUUGCGCCAACAAUGUUGGGAGUUGUUGUGUGCAUGUUGGCAGUGGUGUGCAAACGGACGCAACAACUCCCAACAUUGCUGCGCCAACAAUGUUGGGAGUUGUUGUGUGCGUGUUGGCAGUGGUGUGCAAACGGAUGCAACAACUCCCAAAAAUUUUGGGACCUGCAGUGCAUCGUGGGAAGGAUACAACCCAUAAGUCUUUGUAAACCAUGCGUAAUGAGCGUGCGUGGCCCCAACAAUGUUGGAAGAGCUGUGCAAACGGAUCCAACAUUGUUGCGCUACGCUUCGGCGAUCACGGAGCAAAAGAAAUGUUGGGAGUUGUUCGCUGAAAAUUUUGACCUGUUUCAAACUUUGCGCAACAACACGCAACAACAUCCAACAACAUGUAACAUCCAGCAAUGUUGGGAGUUGUUGGCCAACAAUGUUGCGUCCUUUUGCACGGGACUUUACUCUAAAAAACUCAGUAAAAACAUGACCCCCUGCAAAUUAAUGAGAUUCCUUCUUCUUCUCAUUUUUACUUUCAUGCGAUUUCUUGGGGCUGCAGUUAAGGAGGGCAUUCCAUCGGACGACGAUCUGGAACUCCUGUCAGUGAAAGUUGAAAAGUGGAAACCGCUUGGGCGUCGGCUAAAACUUGAAGCCGCAGAAUUAACAGCACUUCACCAGGAAAACGAAGAACUGUCUGAGAAAGUAUUUGCAAUGCUGAUAAAGUGGAAACAAAAAAAUGCUUUCGAGGCUACUUACCGUUGUUUAUAUGACGCCCUCUGUCAUAAAUUAGUGAAUCGGAAAGAUUUAGCAGAAGAAUUUUGUUGUAGAUGUUCUGAACCGGAAGGUUAACUGAAGUGUGGUAAAUCGAUAUUACAGGUGAGGUUUUCAAACGUCUUACUUAUAAAUGCUCAUUUUUUUAUUAUUUUAGGUUUUAAAGCAUUUAACUCAUUUACAACUCAAGACCCAUUUACACUAUCGAUUCUUUGGUGGUGUAAAUGGAAGGAUGUGGAUAUGGUUGCCAAUGUUACACGUGUUUUCAUUUACACCGCUACUAAGGAAAACGUGUCCAAUUUCCGGUAGAGUGGUACCAUGUAAAGGGAGGGGAUAGAAACUGAGGGGGAUGGAGAAGGAAUGACUUACCUCUUCUUUCCCUCUUCUCGUGUAGUAGAGGUAAAGCGAGCUUAUAUUGUGGAGUUUAUAACAUCCUUUUUGUAGUGACAACUUUAAACUUAGAAUGACAAGUCUUAUCUUUGCACAAGAAUACUCGGCGACAUUUUAAAAAUGCUUACUUUGUUUUCUCGAAUGUUUUGCGUGAGCCUAACAUUGUUACGCGCAGGAAAUGCGUUUCGUCUGAUUUCAUCCGUCUGUUUAGUUUAUAGACGGAGUUUGAAGACGAACUAUCCGUCUAAGACGGAUAAUUCGUCUUGAAUUCUCCUCAGACAGUCAAUCUAAAAAACGGUGCGUUGCACUCUGGGAUGAAAAACACAGCGCCCCAAGUGCUAGCAAACGAAGGCAAAAACGAGACCAUUACUUCACCAAAAAUGACCAGUCUCUUUUUUCUUUCUUUCGUUUUGGAUUUUAAAGGGUUUGCUCCAGCAGCACACCACUCGAUGCAUAACCCCUUCAGGGUUAGCUUGCAAAAACAGCCGUUUCUCCUCGCCCGGAGAAACGGCUGUUCCGCAGGCUACUUAAGGUUCGGCUCUGAAACGUUUCCAGAGUGGUAAAUUUUAACGCUUUUCGAUAAGCAUGAGAUGGAAUGGUAACCGCGACAGAACUUCGAAGGCAUGGUUCAUCCGUCUAAUGUGAAUCCGUAACAAGGCAAAUUUAAAAUGUAUAUCCGUCUCGAAUUCACAUGUACACCAAGACAGUAAAUAAACCAGAAGGAUUAUCCGUCUCUAGGGUGAAAACAGCCAUUGGGCUUGAUUCUUGAUCUUUCUAUUUAACGGCGGAUAGUAUUUACUGAUGGACUGAAAUUUUUUCAGAUCUACGUGACAAAGGACGUCAGCGAAAGAAGAGCACUGGAAAGAGAUUAGCAUAAAGCAGAGCUGAUGACUGAAGGUACGCUUUAUGUCGUAACGUUAAUUAGAUCCAUACGUAGGACAACAAUACGCAGCAUUACAGGUGUAUUUUGUCCUGUUCGACCCGGUGGAUAAAAACGUGUUUGUUCAAGAACCAUGAGACUAUUACGACUGGAACGGAGGCCUAUCGUUCUUGAAAGAAACUGAGAAAGAAUUAUUUGCAGUUUUUCACUAUUGUACAUGACUCCACGUAAAACGUAUAAUAAUGAAAGAAAAUCAUGCAGGAGAUCUUAGAGCAAAGGUCCCUUACAUGCGCCCUUCUCCUGGUCUGUUGAGUAAAUUUUCCAGAGGAGAUAUGUAACUAUUACUCUUUGAUAAGACGAAGACGCAUUACAUUAGUGAAGACGAAAACUUUGCGUAUUCAAAGACCAUAGCAAAUUGUAAAUGUAUUAUUAUCUAGUUCGCUCAGGACUUUUCAGGGAUAAAUUACAACACUGGUUGGGGGGCUUUUGACAGAUUGCUUGUGGUGCAGUUUAAAAUUAAUGAGGUGAUGAGUUCAUAACGAGAGAACGUUAUUUUCUCUUGGUUAUGAAUGCCCCCUAAUGUGAAUGCGAAUUUAAGAUAGACCUCUACAUCGGGUACUACUCCCACCACAUUUUACGAAUAAUGUGUGGCUUCUUUAACAUCCCACUUAAUAUGCAAGGUUGUGAAACAGGGUGUACGGUUUAUCUUUCCUAUCCGUGAAGACUAGAAAGUCUAGCCGUUUGCGGAUGUCAUUGCAAAAGCAACACGGUCUCCUUAGUUAUUUUAAGGCCCCGAGUGUUGGUUUGACCAGGGUAUGAACCGUCGACCUCCUGCUUGGCAUACCGGCGCUUAUCCAACCGGGCGGCAGUAUCGUCUAAAAUCAGUGGCUUUCGCUAUAACGCCAUGUUUACUUUUAUGAUUUUUAUUCUAACCUUUUCUCUCUGCAGCCGGUUUGGUUUUAUCAGCAGCUGCUGCUUCUGUAGCUUAUAGAUUCAGCCAUGGUCUGGCACCCAUCAGGGGAUACGCCCCUCUUCGUUCUUAUUAACAGCAUUCACGGCUCCUUCCCUGAUCUCCACAACCUUCAUCAGCCCCGUCGACCAUCUCUAACACUGGCGGACCCUUGGGUAGCGAUCUUUAGCUCGUUAGUGGUUCUGACUUGUCUAAAGUUACACUGGACGAAUCCGAGUUGGAGAGUUGGUUCGUGAAUGAGGUAAUAAGGCCGCAACCUCGAAGCCUUUCUUGGAUAUUUAUAUUAUUAUUAAACAACAGUGUUUAGGGUUCAUCGUUACUGAAAGCAACUCCAAGGAUAAGUAUUUUAUUCGGUAACAAACUAUUUGUUAGGAAAAUUCUCGAGGUUCGCUGGGUUGCAAAGUGGACAACUCAACGUUGAACUCUGACUUUUGUAAUGAAGGGCGUUAGUCAGGAAUCAUCUUCACGAGGAUGCCGGCCUUUGUGAAUCAGAGACCUCAAACUUGUUGACAGGAUCGUCAUUUAACUUAGGUGGGCUUUGAGGUUGUAAGACACAGUGAAGACAGUUGAAAGGAUAUUAUUACAAUCAUUGAUUAGUCAGGAACAAGUUGAGCGAUAUUAUGAAAUGGGGUUUUGGGGUCGGUCAGAUCAAUGCAAUAUAUAGGCUUCUGCUAAAUAUAUAACGUUAGCUGGUUAUCUCCCAAACAUAGGCCGUAACAUUUUGAUAUGUCAACAUGUUGAAAAGCAAUUUCUUUACUUAUUUAAGUAUAAACUGUAUAAAGGUUUGAACUGAAGCUUCUGCGAGAUAAAACCUUCGUUUUUUUGUAUUCUUCACAGAAGACGAGGCCACAGACUGAGAUCCGGGAACGGCCCGUGCCCCAGUGUUUGUCCGCUAAUCAGGAAAAGAAGCUGGGUUCACGAAACCUUCGUUGGAUAUUUUUACUAGAAAGAGGUUAGGAGUAUGGCUUUAUAGAUUAGUCCCCUAAUUUGUUACAAUAUUAUUGAUGGCAGAGAUAUCCAGCUUCGCUGGUCUGUAUGAGUAUAAUAACUAUGCGUUUCCUCCUUACACCCGUAACGAAACGGAGAAUGAUUGACACUAAGUGAGAAAGGGCUCCAGAGAGAUCGGUUUGACCGUCAGGUUUCACUUAAGCUGAUCAUUUUGCGCUAGUGUCCUGCUCUUUUUGGCUUCACGGUCAGAUAGUUAUUCCACAAACGCCGGCGGACGUACCCUAACAGGGAUUUGCUGCAUAAGCGUUUUAGUUUUAAAAUUUGUCGUUUAAGAUCUAAAGUUCUCUUCAUAUCUGUUCUCUAGCAGAGCCCGUUAGCCCAGGGCGACAUACUUGUGUCCUUACAAGGAAUCUUAGUUUCUGCAGAAAAAACCGAGCACUGCACAUCCUGAAUUUCAUAGGUGCUGCACGUUUUAUUUAGACUACAGCUUUGCUUACAUAGCUUUCUUGACGUAAGGGCCACUUCUUUGUUGAUCAUUUAUUCCUAAUCGUCCAGAAAGUAAAAACCCUUACAUGGUACACGAUAGUUAUUAGCUCCCUACCCGGACGUAUUUUCGUACGUCGCGCAACACUUCAUCCCAGUUUGGAAGGACUGUUGCAUGACGAACCAAACGUAUGUUCGUGUAGGAGGCUAGAUGAACAUGGCAUUGUUGUAAAUUACGAUACACGUAGCUGAAUAAUCGUCGAGAAGAUGAUCUGGCCACUCAGAGAAGAUCACACGUCUGAGGUGGUUUAGGGAAGAAAUUCUCCUUUGUGGUCUACUGUUCAUAACAAAGUGAAUAAUUUUCUUUUGGCUUGAUUAUUAGCAGGCUAUGGCAGAGAUGUGGAGAAGCACUCGCCCCAGUACUCACGACGCACCAUCUCGUUUUCACGGUCCAGAAACCGUAAUGCCAGCUCAAGCGCAUUUCUAUCGUGCUGGUAAGGUUUCCAGUUCUCUUAUGUAGCCCCCCUUCCCCCCCCAACCCGCCACCUGUAGCUAAAUUCUGACUGAUUUAAACCCCAGUGAGUCAACGAACAGCACUUCACUCAUUACCUAGAGGAACCUGAAAAAGGUAGGGGAGGGGGUGGGGGGUACAAAUCCCAUUGUCCAGCCUUCAGCCUUACAUUCUGUCAAACCCCACUCUCCCAUUUAAAGUUUGCCUCAAAUGUUAUUCCUAAUGGACCAACAAAUAAUAAGAAAAGAAAGCUAAAUCCCGUUUUUUCAGGCCAGAAAUGGUCAAAUCUUAAUUCUCAUUUUAACCCUUCAGAUCCCUCUCACUGCUGUACCAUUACGUUUUUUGUGCGAUCCUAAUUUCUGCCUUUUUCCCUCUGUAGCUGGGCCUGUUUUCUUCUGCGGUGCAUAAAUUCAACUACGGCAUGGCACCCUUCGGUGGAUACCCCCUUUUUCAUGUUAAUCCACAGCAAUACUCCUCCCCCUAUAGCAUCACCUGUUAUCACAGCGUCCCAUCUGCCAUCUUUUCCCCUGGAAGGUCCUUAUGUCAACCGUCACACAUCCGCCCGAAAUGCGGGAAUUUUUUUCCCCUCAUGAGACGCGGGGAAGGCCACUACAUAGCUUUCAACCCCAAACUACAAUUCCAUGGGUUAUUAAUCUUAGAGGUUUGGGUGUGUCUACAAUCACUCACCUGCCAAGAAUCCAAGAAACGCUAAGACCACCACUCCAUGGAUUGCAACACCAAAGUACAAUUCCAUGCCAGACGUUGCGAAUCGUGGUGGUUAUGGUUUAUCAACCGACACCCUCCAGCCACAAAUCCCAGUAUUACGUGCCUCGAAUGGGACGUCUGGUCCGUCACUGCGUGAAUUGCAACCGCACCUUCUAUUUAUUAAUUAUUUAUUAAUUAUUAAUAUUUCUAUUUAUUAUUGAGAUAAUAUUUAUUAAAAGUUUUGGAGACAAAAACACUGUUGUUCUGCAAA